Molecule: messenger RNA, 1185 nt
Organism: Oikopleura dioica
Lineage: Eukaryota; Metazoa; Chordata; Appendicularia; Copelata; Oikopleuridae
Source: the annotation of a GenBank genome assembly
AUGUGUCGAGUUUGCGGCGACAAAGCAACUGGAUACCACUUCAAUGCAAUGACUUGCGAAGGAUGCAAGGGAUUCUUCCGGCGAUCGGUCAAAGGAGGCAAGCGGUUCGCUUGUGCUUUUGCGAAAAACUGCGAAAUCAGCAGGGUCAAUCGACGAUCCUGCUCGUACUGUCGCUGGGAAAAGUGUCUCGCAGUUGGCAUGAAGCGAGAAUGCAUCAUGAGCGACAACGAAAUCAAGGAAAAACGAAAAGUGAUCGAGAAGAAUAAACUUCGACGGGCAGUGCUUAGCCAGCCAGCGCUAGAAAAGGACGAAUUGGAUUUGGUCAGCUCAGUUGUUGGAGCUUACUUGGAUGCAUUCGUCCAUUUACCCGUUUUGCCGCAUAAAUUUCGAAUCAUCAGGAGACAGCAAAGCCUUGAAAAAUUCCCAUGGGCUUCCGAUUGUCUGAUAGAAGACAACUCGAUGAACCAAAUCCUUUUCCGUCUCCUGCCUACUCCUCCAAAGCACCGGUCGGUCAUCAAAAUCGCCACGAAUAAUGGAAGAAUUGCUGAUGCUAGAAUCUCUUUAGUGGACGAAGAAAUCGGCUCCCUUCUCAAUUCGCAAUAUAAUGGAUUGAAAAGCGCGCUUCUCGAGGAUUAUUUGCAAAUAAUCGACUUCUCGACACGAAUUCAAAGCUUGGAAAAAGUACACCAAGUCGAUCAGCAUAUUCUUCUACGAGGCUGUCUUCUCGAGAUUUUUAUUCUCAAGAUGAAUACGAGAUUCAAUGCAGCAGAUGAGUCGUUUUUGUUCAUGGACAAAAAAUUCAAGCUCAAGGCAGAUUAUAUCUUGACGCCUGAGAUCAUCGACAGCUACCUCAAUUUACACCAGAAACUUUUUCGACUUCAACUUCGAAAGGAAGAAACCGCGCUUUUAUUCGCUCUCUGCUUAUUUUCCGAUGACAGGCGAGAUCUUGUCGAGUCCGAAACAGUCGAAGAAAUUCAACAUCAACUAGCAGUUGCUUUUGAAAACUUUUUCAAAUGCAAGAAAAACGCAAGAAUUCGCUCUCAACUCAUUCCGACUUUGAUUUCCGUCAUCACGAAUUUGCGCCAACUAAAGAUUCGACUACUCCAUCAAAGCUUCAAACUCGACCAAGAGAAUUCAAGCAACAGUGAUUCAUCUCUAUCCGGAAGUAUCGCCUCCUCGCCCUGA